Molecule: messenger RNA, 1898 nt
Organism: Centropristis striata (black sea bass)
Lineage: Eukaryota; Metazoa; Chordata; Actinopteri; Perciformes; Serranidae
Gene: cnih1
Product: cornichon family AMPA receptor auxiliary protein 1
Exons: 5
Coding region: 80-514 (144 amino acids)
Biological process (GO): vesicle-mediated transport
Source: RefSeq, a predicted model, not a curated record
CAAAUCUCAAAUCGGUUGGGAAGCUGCCUGCAUCAUCCGCCGACCGAGCCAGGAACCGACGAGCAGAACCGGAGAAAAAAUGGCGUUCACAUUCGCGGCCUUUUGUUACAUGCUUGCUCUGCUGCUCACGGCGGCGCUUAUCUUCUUCGCGAUCUGGCAUAUUAUAGCAUUUGAUGAGCUGAAGACUGAUUACAAGAAUCCUAUAGAUCAGUGUAACACUUUAAAUCCGCUGGUGCUCCCAGAGUAUCUCAUCCAUUUCUUCUUCUGCGUGAUGUUCUUCUGUGCGGCCGAGUGGCUCACCCUCUGUCUCAACUUACCGCUGCUGGCUUAUCAUGUCUGGAGGUAUAUGAGCAGACCUGUGAUGAGCUGUCCAGGACUCUACGACCCAACAACCAUCAUGAAUGCUGACAUCCUGGCGUUUUGUCAAAAAGAAGGCUGGUGCAAACUGGCUUUCUACCUCCUGUCGUUCUUCUACUAUCUCUACGGGAUGAUUUAUGUUCUUGUGAGCUCUUAAACCGGACGAUGAAGGAAAAGGACCUGCAUGUACAGUAGACGACCAGACACUAUGAUCUUAGUGCUGGAACACUGGACCUGCUGGAGACCACCGUUCAGCAACACAAGAUUUCAAGCGGACUAACUCUCGACCCCCCAACACACAGCGCAGAGUGUCAUUUCGGAAACAUUUAGCCCGUCUUAAGAGAAUAUCUCGGUCGCAGCGUUCCUCUCAUAGCACUAUAGUUUAAAUUUUAUGGAGGACAAACCUGAAUGGACAAGUUUUUUUUUUCCUUUUUUUUUUUUUUUUAAUGGUGUGUUUUGGAUGCUUGGGAUUUAAAUAAAGUUUUUUUUUUUUUCAUCUUGGUUUCAAACUAUUGAGUGUUUACAGAUUUAGGUAGACAUUUUCAGGUGUGCUUUAUCUGUGAGAAUCUGAGCUGUGUGCUGAACUACGUUAGCUUCUCCUGUGAAUUAGAUUCUGGGCUUUAACGGCUAAUUUCUAGCUGCAGCGUGAUUCAUUAUCAUCACCGAAACAAAUAGUUAAAUGCAAACUAGUCUUCUGAUAUUGCUCACAGAUGCAUCAGGACAUUUUGGGACUUGAAGGUACAGUUUUGUACAGCGAGGGCUGAAGUGCGUGGGUUGCUAUCACUUAGUGAAACGUGUUGCACAGGGACAAUCUUAGUCUGGUUGUCACAUUGGUUUUCAAACUCUGAUGUAUUGUUUCCAUACUUAUCUAUCAUCACAUUUACAUCAUGUAAUCCCUGUUUAAAUCAGUUGCAGUAUUUGUUUUAAGUGUGAUUCAAGAGUAGCCAGCGACGUGUAUGUGACCUGUAUUUAUCGCCCUCGCAGCUAUCGAUAAAUAAAAAGGUAGACUCAACAGUAGAACGAUAUAUUCAGCAUUAGGGAGCGACAGUACGUUGUUGUUCUGCUUUCUGCAUUUGAGCUUUUGAUAGAAAACUGCUGAUGUGCCAUACUGUUGACUGUAUCUUUUGAAAUUCCCGAACUGUUUGGUCAUUUGUGCAUUUUGUUCAUUUCAGCACCAAAUAUUCCACAGCGUUAAGAACGCCACUGUUUAUUUAUUCAGUGUUUUUUCAUUUUACUUUUUAAAUGUCUCCAAGAUAUCAAACACUCCUCGCUGGUCAGUGUCGGGUCAUUUUCGAGUGAUUUAAAUCUGGAAAGUGAUUGUUUUUGUUUUCUAGAGAGUCGAGACCAUUAGACAAAAGUUUUCAUAAAUACUAGAGUAUUUAUUGCCAUUUUCAAAUGUGUACAUUUAUCAGGGAAAGGGAUGGUCAUUUGUCACAGAUACCAUUAACAUUUUUAUGUAUUAGAUCCCAUCGUGUCAUAUCUAGGAAAUGACAACUUGAGUUUAUUUGAAUCUAAAUAAAAAAACUAUCCCACUCUGUUAA